CCGUUAGCGAUUAAAGCCGUAAGGAGUCAGCGUCAAGGUUCCCGAUGUGUAUGUACACUGUACAGCAGCGUUCGAGUAGCGCCUCGCUGCUGCGGUGCAAACGUAUUAAUCAUUUGAACGUCUUAUCAUUCUGCUGCGGUAUACACAUACAGUGUACAGUGCACAACACAGAUCAGCUGGAAAACCGUCUUCUAAGACAAUGUAGGAAGACGCACGCUACGGAAUACACAUCUUGUUAAGUGCCUCGGAUUAUCCCUUCGUUUAGAAUACAUCGUGCACGUGCGGCACAGUUAACUGUCAGGAGGAUUGAAUCAGCAGGGGAAAGAGCGUUUGUGUCGACUGGAUUGCAGAGGACUCCACCGCUCACUCCGUACAUAACACGCCGAGAUCCUUGUAUAUUUCCCUACAGUAUUUUCGCAGUUCGUCCGUGAGUGGCUGCAGCGAUUGUCGGGGAGCCGUCGGAUAACUGCAAGGAGAGAUGAAUUAUCUGGUAGCGGCCGUUGUGGCGGUCGCGGCCGGUUGGCUGGCGCGCUGGCUGUGGCUGGGCUUCCUGCAGUACCGCCGCGUUAAGCACUACAUGGACCUCCUGCCCGGCGACAAGCCCCGCCCCUUCCCCGUCGGCCACUACGGCAUGCUCAGCAGCAAACACGACGAAUGGUUCCGGGACGUGUACGCGCUGUUCCAACGCGUCCGCGCCACCUCCCCGCUGGGCGUCUUCCAGUUCUGGCUGGGGCCCUUCCCCUACGCCGUGCUGACCAAGGGCGUCGCCGCCGAGACCGUGCUGAGCAGUUCGCGCCACAUCGAGAAGGGCCGCGACUACGAUUUCCUGCGGCCGUGGUUGGCCAGUGGUUUGCUGACCAGUAGCGGCGAGAAGUGGCGCAGUCGGCGCAAAUUCCUCACGCCGGCCUUCCACUUUCACAUCCUCAACGACUUCCUCGAGGUCUUCUACGAGCAGAGCGUGGUGCUGGUGCAGCAGCUGACCGCCCGGGCCGGCGCCGAGGCCGACGCGUUCGAUAUAUAUCCCUUUAUUACGCGCUGUACGCUGGAUAUUAUUAGCGAAACCGCCAUGGGAAAGAAGAUCAACGCGCAGACUAACAGCGAAUCCGAAUACGUCAAGGCCGUUUACAGUGUUUCGGACAUUAUUUUCGACCGCAUGAUCCGUCCGACGAUGAUCUGGGACCCGAUCUUCUACACCCUGGGUCGCGGCCAGCAGUUCAAGCGCGACCUGAAGACCCUGCACGACUUCACCGACCGCGUCAUCGAGGAGCGGCGCUCCGGGGGCGGCGAUCAGCGUCGCAGUAGCGCGCAGCCGACACCUCCCGCGGGCGGCGGCAAGCGGGGUCCACGCAUGGCCUUCCUAGACUCGCUGCUGCAGGCGCGUACGGAGGACGGCCAGCUGCUGGACAACGCCAGCAUCCGCGAGGAAGUGGACACCUUCAUGUUCGAGGGCCACGACACGACGGCCGCCGCCGCCAACUUCGCCGUGUACUUGUUGGGCGGUCAUCCCGACGUACAGGAGAAGGCGCGCCAGGAGGUGGACGCCGUCUUCGGGCGGUCGACGCGCUGCCCGACGGUGGAGGACUUGAAGAGUCUGCCGUAUCUGGAAAAGGUCAUCAAAGAGACGCUGCGCUUGUUCCCCUCGGUACCGUUUAUUACGCGAAAAGUCAAUGAGGACUUCCACAUAGGCGAACACCUGAUCCCUGCGGGCAGCAGCAUCCUGGUGUACAUCUACGCCAUGCACCGCGACGAGGACGUCUUCCCCGAGCCGCAUAAAUUCGACCCGGACCGCUUCGACACCGCCGGCGAGGGCGGCGGGGACGCCUUCAGCACGGCCUUCGACUACGUGCCCUUCUCGGCCGGGCCGCGCAACUGUAUAGGACAACGGUUCGCGUUGAUGGAGGAGAAGACGAUUCUUAGCACACUGCUGCGGCAUUUCACCGUGGAGUCGCUGGUGCCGCUGGAGGAUUUUACGGUGCAGGGACAGCUAAUUACGCGCCCGGUACAGGGCGUGCGCGUCCGUCUCCACAAGCGAAUAAAUUAAUUAAUCCGCGCCGACUUAGUUGACUAAGGAUGACAAAGUUUUACUGACAAGGGACAAGGUGCACGUAAGGAUGACAAGGUUUUACUGCACAUAUAAUAAAUUUGUAUGCCUGCUUAUCGGGAUGAAUGUCUGAAGGAUUUUUAAACAUUUAACGGCAUUGAAAUGUUGUGCUGUAUGUAUGUUUGAUUAGCGACUGGUGGCAAAGCAACGCACGUACAUAAUUUUAUCUGUACGUUAAUAAUGAAGCGAAUACAUUUAUCCAAUGUCGAAACAGUUUUCCAUGCUGAACAUUGUAAUGAGCGCGAUCAUCAUGCAGUGGCGAAAAAUGACAUUCAGUAUUAAAGAAGAAC
Paramacrobiotus metropolitanus is the source of this 2391-nucleotide messenger RNA. Its product is annotated as cytochrome P450 4V2-like. The coding region runs from base 479 to 2041 and encodes 520 amino acids. Lineage: Eukaryota; Metazoa; Tardigrada; Eutardigrada; Parachela; Macrobiotidae. The record is from RefSeq and is a predicted model, not a curated record. The transcript has 7 exons. Gene Ontology annotation, molecular function: iron ion binding; monooxygenase activity; heme binding.